ACACGUAGAGAUGCAUCAGACCUCAAUUGUAGUGUUAGCAUUAUGUUGCCUGGGGAUCUGUGACGCCCAAUUGCAAACUGGAGGAACGAUGCGUUCAAGUGCAAUGAUGGCGGAUUUGAUGAAUCCAAGUACAAUGAGCGCAAUAUGUGGGAAGGUUGGGAAGUUAAUUAUGUGUCAAUGUACGACAAUUGCAGAUGGAUGUGAAGAGGGUCAUAUUCCUAUGGGAAUAUGUCCUAUGCUUCCUAUGAUACCAAUGCUUCCUAAAAUACAAUGCUGUCCGCCCAUGUAUGCCAUGAUCUGCUCAAAAUAUCAACAAAGAUCUAAUACUAAUCAUACACAUGCUGGAAAUUCCCUAUCUUCACCCGGAAAUCCAAAUCAGACAAAGGGCGAAAAUUCUGUUCCCUCACUGGAAACCCCAAAUCAGACAAAAAGUGGAAAUUCCUUCUCCUCCACGGGAAUCCUUAGGGAGAGGCAAGGCGGGAAUUCCCUCCGGUUAGUGGGGACCAAACCACCCGCAACAUUAUAAAAAUAAAAUAAACAAUGGGUUCUCCAAGUUCAUUUAGAACGAGGGUCCAAUGGGAGACAGAAAAAUUUGGACAGUUCGCUGGGAAUUAGUGAAUUCAAUACAUAGCAUCUAAACACACCUGUGUGAAUAUUGCCAAAAAGGUCAAUGCAGGAAGGGAAAAAGUUAUUCUGAUUUUUUUUUAUUUUUUUUUUUUUACAUCUAUUUAAUAUAUAAUGUUAUUUUUGAGAUGUCUAUGUUUAUAUGCACUGUGUUUCAGUAAUUUUGAAACAAGUGAUUUAUAUAAAUAAAAUCAUAUUUUGAGA
Saccostrea echinata is the source of this 828-nucleotide messenger RNA. RefSeq lists its product as uncharacterized. NCBI's taxonomy places the organism in Eukaryota, Metazoa, Mollusca, Bivalvia, Ostreida, Ostreidae. The record is from RefSeq and is a predicted model, not a curated record. Bases 11 to 526 code for a protein of 171 amino acids. The transcript is spliced from 2 exons.